GCUCCCGCCGCCCCGCGCGGACCCACCGGGCCGGACCCACCGGGCCGGACCGGCGCCGCCGCCAGGAGCCCCGGAGCGGGACGGGCCGGCACCGGGCAUGGUCCUGCCGCGGAGCUGAGCUCCGCUGCCCGCAGGCUGGGAAGGUGAAACGAAAGCUGCUGCAAGGUCCACAAGUGAAGACAGAGGGAUUCCUGGGGCGGAUCCAGCCAGGACCAGCAUCCCAGCAAGAUGGAGAAGGAGGAGGAGACCCGGGAGAUCCUGCUCCCCAACUGGCAGGGCAGCGGCUCCCACGGCAUCACCAUCGACCAGACGGAUGACGGGGUCUUUGUCAAGCGAGUGCAGCAAAACUCCCCGGCUGCCAAGAUGGGCGUCGUGAAGGAAGGGGAUCAGAUCGUGAGCGCCACGGUCUAUUUUGACAACCUGCAAUCCGGGGAAGUCACGCAGCUGCUCAACAGCAUGGGCCACCACACGGUGGGCUUGCGCUUGCAACGGAAAGGGGACAAGUCUCCGCUGCCGGGACAGUCAUGGUCACACGACGUGUUUGCGGCCAGCAGCCCAGAAGUCGUUCUGAGUGGAGAUGACGAGGAGUACAGGAGGAUUUACACAACGAAAAUCAAACCCCGGCUGAAGUCGGAGGAGGCGGUGGAAGCGGAGUGCGGCGGAACGCAGAGCAGGACCAUCACGGUCACCAGAAAAGUGACGGCAUACACCGUCGACGUCACUAGGCAUGACGGAGCAAAAGAUGUUGACGUCGUCGGCCCAGACUUUAAAAUCCGGAUCCCGACCCAGGAGAUCACCCACGUGAUGAAGACCGACGUGGAAACGGAGCCUGGGAAAACCGUGAUCAAAAUGGCACCGGGGGAUCUGCCUGGGAGAAGCACCCAAGCCACAGACUGGAGCAUGGACAUCAGAGGAGCACCUCCUGGACCAACGGUUGAAUCGUCUGCCCAGAAGCUGGAUGUCCACCUCGGCGAGGCUCAGUUCGGGAAGCCCGGGAUAACCGUGUCGGGAACGCAAAUGAUGGGUGUUCACCUGAGGACUCAGACGGACCCUACACUGCCGGGGAGCCAAGUUCCUGCUGGGGAAACUGGAAAAUCUGUUACAGUGGAGAUGCCGGGACGUAACGUUUCCGGCACGGCGUUCCUGGGCCCCCAGGGCAGCUCGCCCAGAAUCGAAGCCAAUGGACAGAUGGGAAACCUGGACGCAGGUUUUCACAUCAAGGGUCCCAGGUUGGAUGGCAAAGGGCACGUUUCUGGCAUGGAUGUCCAAGGGGAGCUGCGGGGGGGGAUGCUGUCACACGCCGAUGCUUCUGCCCCUUGUCUUCAGGGAGAUAUCAAAGGCCCCGGAGUUGACGUUUCUUUACCAGCGAUGGAAAAUCCAGCUGUUGAUGUGGGAAAAAUCAAGAUUCCCGUUUUGAAAAUGCCCAGAUUUGGGUUCCAGACCGCAGGAUCUGGCAUCGAAGCUCAAGCCCCGCAGGUGGGCACCGACGUGCCCAUGCCGAAGCUGCAGGCUCCCUGCGUAGACGUUGCCUCCUCAUCUGUCCACAUCACAGGACCUGAAGUUUCAGCUCCUUCAGUUAAAUUCUCAAAGCCGCAGGUGGACAUGGGGUUGAAGGGUGCUGUGAAGGUUCCCUCGCCAGGACUGGAGGUCCCCGGCGUGGCUAUCAAAGGACCCAGCGUGGAGCUCCCGGCUUCUGAUGCAGAUGUUCACGGUGGCAAGGGAAAACUCAAAAUCCCGCACAUGACCGUCCCAAAAUUUACUGCCUUGGACUCGCAAGGGGAAGGUCCCGUCAUGGAAAUGGUGCUCCCAAAGGGCGAGGUGGGACCAGCAGCAUCCAAGGUCAACGUCGGCAUUCCCGAUGUGGCCAUCAAAGGCGAAUGGAAAGGCCCCCAGUUCAAGAAGGUUGAAACGCCCCAAAUCUCUCUGUCAGAUGUAAACCUGAACCUGAGAGGCCCUCAGGUGAAGGGAGAUAUGGGUGUCGCGGUCCCCAGAGUGGAAGGGGAUGUCAAAGGAGUUGGCUCUAAGGGUCUCAAGAUGGACGUAAAGGCUCCUGAUGUUGAAUUUGAAAGUCCAGAAGGUUAUCUGAGAGGGCCCAGUAUAUCUGCCCCAGGUAUGGACAUUAAUGUGAAGGGACCUAAGCUUCAGGGAGAAGUGGAUGUUUCUAUCCCAAAGAUGGGUGGCAACCUGAAAGGACCUCAGCUUGACAUUAAAGGCCCCAAGGUGGGAAUGGACGUGCCUGGUGUAGAGGUCAAAGGCCCCAAAGUUACGAUGCCAGACGUACAUGUCAAGACCCCCCAGAUAUCCAUGCCUGACAUCGACUUGAACCUGAAAGGUCCCAGGGUGAAAGGAGACCUGGAUGUUUCUGCCCCAAAACUGGAAGGGGAGCUGAAAGCACCUGGGCUUGACAUCAAAGGCCCCAAGGUUGACAUUGAAGUGCCAGGCAUGGACAUCCACGGUCCGGAGGGCAAACUGAAGAUGCCUAAGCUGAAAAUGCCCAAGUUUGGGGUGCCCGGCCUGAAGGGAGAGGGCCCCGACCUUGACGUGACGCUUCCAAAGGGUGAGGUGGACAUUUCUGGUCCCAGGGUAGACAUUGAUGUGCCAAGUGUGGACAUCAAAGGGCCAGAAGGAAAACUGAAGGGCCCCAAGGUGAAGGUGCCUGAGAUGCACAUCACAGCUCCAAAGGUCUCUGUGCCAGAUGUAGACCUGAACCUGAAAGGCCCCAAGCUGAAGGGUGAUGUGGAUGUUUCCAUUCCCACGGUAGGAGCUGAUUUGAAGGGUCCUGAACUGGAGCUCAAAGGCCCCAAGGUUGACAUUGAAGCGCCAGAUGUGGACAUUCACGGUCCAGAGGGCAAACUGAAGAUGCCUAAGCUGAAAAUGCCCAAGUUUGGGGUGCCCGGCCUGAAGGGAGAGGGCCCCGACCUUGAUGUCACGCUUCCAAAGGGUAAAGUGGACAUUUCUGGUCCUAGCAUAGAUAUCGAUGUGCCAAGUGUGGACAUCAAAGGGCCAGAAGGAAAACUGCAAGGCCCCAAGGUUACGAUGCCCGAGAUGAGCUUCAAGACCCCCCAGAUAUCCAUGCCUGACAUCGACUUGAACCUGAAAGGUCCCAGGGUGAAAGGAGACCUGGAUGUUUCUGCCCCAAAACUGGAAGGGGAGCUGAAAGCACCUGGGCUUGACAUCAAAGGCCCCAAGGUUGACAUUGAAGUGCCAGGCAUGGACAUCCACGGUCCAGAGGGCAAACUGAAGAUGCCUAAGCUGAAAAUGCCCAAGUUUGGGGUGCCCGGCCUGAAGGGAGAGGGCCCCGACCUUGACGUGACGCUUCCAAAGGGUGAGGUGGACAUUUCUGGUCCCAGGGUAGACAUUGAUGUGCCAAGUGUGGACAUCAAAGGGCCAGAAGGAAAACUGAAGGGCCCCAAGGUGAAGGUGCCUGAGAUGCACAUCACAGCUCCAAAGGUCUCUGUGCCAGAUGUAGACCUGAACCUGAAAGGCCCCAAGCUGAAGGGUGAUGUGGAUGUUUCCAUUCCCACGGUAGGAGCUGAUUUGAAGGGUCCUGAACUGGAGCUCAAAGGCCCCAAGGUUGACAUUGAAGUGCCAGGCAUGGACGUCCACGGUCCGGAGGGCAAACUGAAGAUGCCUAAGCUGAAAAUGCCCAAGUUUGGGGUGCCCGGCCUGAAGGGAGAGGGCCCCGACCUUGACGUGACGCUUCCGAAGGGUGAGGUGGACAUUUCUGGUCCCAGGGUAGACAUUGAUGUGCCAAGUGUGGACAUUGAAGGGCCAGAAGGAAAAGGAAAAGGUCUCAAAUUUAAAAUGCCUGAACUAAACAUUCAGACGCCAAAACUGUCCAUGCCAGAUGUAGAUCUCAGUUUGAAGGCCCCCAAACUGAAAGGAGAUGCAGAUAUUUCUGGUCCAAAGACCUCUGUAGAUCUGAAGGGCCCCAAAAUAGAUGUGGAAGGUCCCAAAGUGGAUGUCGAUAUGCCUGAGGUAGACUUGGAAUGUCCAGAAGGGAAAAUAAAAGGCCCCAAAUUUAAGAUGCCUAAGCUUAAUAUCAAGGCACCUAAAAUAUCCAUGCCGGAUGUAGAUUUGAACUUAAAGGGACAUAAAAUGAAAGGAGAGAUGGAUGUUUCUCUUCCAAAGGUAGAAGGUGACUUGAAAGAAUCUGGUGUUAGUAUCAAGGGACCGAAAAUAGAUGUUGAGGUCCCAGAUGUCAACCUGGAGUGUCCAGAAGGCAACCUGAAAAUGCCCAAAAUGAAAUUGCCUCAUUUUAAUGUGUCUGGCCCAAAGUUUGAGGGAGCCGAUAUAGAUGUCAACCUGCCAAAAGGAGAGAUAGAUAUUUCUGGGCCAGAGGCAGAUAUUGAAGGGCCAGAGCUGGAUGUUGGAGGACCAGAAGGAAAAUGGAAAGGCCCCAAGUUCAGGAUGCCAAAGCUGAAUAUCAAAACACCUAAAAUAUCCAUGCCAGAUGUAGAUUUGAACCUAAAGGGACCUAAAGUGAAAGGAGAAAUGGACAUUGCAGCUCCUAAGAUAGAAGGUGAUUUGAAAGGGCCAGAAAUAGACAUUAAGGAGCCAAAACUAGAUGUUGAGGUACCAAAUAUUGAUUUGGAGUGCCCUGAAGGAAAACUGAAAGGCCCCAAAUUCAAGAUGCCCGAGAUGCACAUCAAAGCACCCAAGAUCUCCAUGCCUGAUGUGGACUUCAAUCUGAAAGGGCCCAGCAUGAAAGGGGAUAUUGAAGUCUCAGCUCCCAAGCUCGAGGGUGACCUGAAGGGUCCCGAGGUGGACAUCACGGGCCCCAAAGUCAACAUUGAAGCACCCGACGUGGACAUUCAGGGCCCAGAAGGAAAAUUCAAAAUGCCCAAGUUCAAAAUGCCCAAGUUUGGGAUGCCGGGGCUGAAAGCAGAGGGCCCAGAGGUGGACGUGAACCUGCCGACAGGAAGCCUGGAUGUUUCUGGUCCAAAGGUGGAUAUUGAAGGUCCGGAGGUGGACAUUGAAGGGCCAGAGGGAAAACUGAAAGGUCCCAAAUUUAAGAUGCCGGAGAUGCACAUCAAGACACACAAGAUCUCCAUGCCCGAUGUUGACUUGAAUCUAAAGGGCCCCAAGAUGAAGGGUGGUGUGGAUGUGUCUGUUCCCAAGCUGGAAGGUGACCUGAAGGGUCCCGAGCUGGACAUCAAAGGCCCCAAAGUUGACAUUGAGGCACCUGACGUGGACAUUCACGGCCCAGAAGGAAAAUUCAAAAUGCCCAAGUUCAAAAUGCCCAAGUUUGGGAUGCCGGGGCUGAAAGCAGAGGGCCCGGAGGUGGACGUGAACCUGCCGACAGGAAGCCUGGAUGUUUCUGGUCCAAAGGUGGACAUUGAAGGUCCAGAGCUGGACAUUGAAGGGCCAGAGGGAAAACUGAAAGGUCCCAAAUUUAAGAUGCCUGAGAUGCACAUCAAGGCACCCAAGAUCUCCAUGCCUGACAUUGACUUGAACCUGAAAGGCCCCAAAGUGAAGGGGGAUGUGGACGUGUCGGGUCCCAAGCUGGAAGGUGACCUGAAGGGCCCUGAAAUUGACAUCAAGGGUCCCAAAGUCGAUGUUGACCUUCCUGAUGUUGAGCUGGAAGGCCCUGAGGGGAAGCUGAAGGGGCCCAAGUUCAAGAUGCCCGAGAUGCACUUCAAGGCACCCAAGGUCUCCAUGCCCGACGUUGACUUCAAUCUGAAGGGCCCCAAGCUGAAGGGGGAUGUGGACGUGUCGGUUCCCAAGCUGGAAGGUGACCUGAAGGGUCCUGAGUUGGACAUCAAAGGCCCCAAAGUCGACAUUGAAGCACCAGACGUGGACGUUCAGGGCCCAGAAGGAAAAUUCAAAAUGCCCAAGUUCAAAAUGCCCAAGUUUGGGAUGCCGGGGCUGAAAGCAGAGGGCCCGGAGGUGGACGUGAACCUGCCGACAGGAAGCCUGGAUGUUUCUGGUCCAAAGGUGGACAUUGAAGGUCCGGAGGUGGACAUUGAAGGGCCAGAGGGAAAACUGAAGGGCCCCAAGUUCAAGAUGCCUGAGAUGCACAUCAAGACACCCAAGAUCUCCAUGCCUGACAUUGACUUGAACCUGAAAGGCCCCAAAGUGAAGGGGGAUGUGGACGUGUCGGGUCCCAAGCUGGAAGGUGACCUGAAGGGCCCUGAAAUUGACAUUAAAGGCCCCAAAGUCGAUGUUGACCUUCCUGAUGUUGAGCUGGAAGGCCCUGAGGGGAAGCUGAAGGGGCCCAAGUUCAAGAUGCCCGAGAUGCACUUCAAGGCGCCCAAGAUCUCCAUGCCCGACGUUGACUUCAAUCUGAAGGGCCCCAAGCUGAAGGGGGAUGUGGACGUGUCGGUUCCCAAGCUGGAAGGUGACCUGAAGGGUCCCGAGUUGGACAUCAAAGGCCCCAAAGUCGACAUUGAGGCACCUGAUAUGGACAUUCACGGCCCGGAAGGAAAAUUCAAAAUGCCCAAGUUCAAAAUGCCCAAGUUUGGGAUGCCGGGGCUGAAAGCAGAGGGCCCGGAGGUGGACGUGAACCUGCCGACAGGAAGCCUGGAUGUUUCUGGUCCAAAGGUGGACAUUGAAGGUCCAGAGCUGGACAUUGAAGGGCCAGAGGGAAAACUGAAAGGUCCCAAAUUUAAGAUGCCCGAGAUGCACAUCAAGACACCCAAGAUCUCCAUGCCUGACAUUGACUUGAACCUGAAAGGCCCCAAAGUGAAGGGGGAUGUGGACAUGUCAGUUCCCAAGCUGGAAGGUGACCUGAAGGGUCCCGAGCUGGACAUCAAAGGCCCCAAAGUCGACAUUGAGGCACCAGACGUGGACAUUCAUGGCCCGGAAGGAAAAUUCAAAAUGCCCAAGUUCAAAAUGCCCAAGUUUGGGAUGCCGGGGCUGAAAGGAGAAGGUCCAGAAGUUGAUGUGAAACUCCCAAAAGGGGAUGUUGAUGUUUCCGUCCCAAAGGUAGAUAUCGAGUUGCCAAGUGUGGACAUUGAGGGUCCUGAAGGAAAACUGAAAGGUCCCAAAUUUAAGAUGCCCGAGAUGCACAUCAAGGCACCCAAGAUCUCGAUGCCUGACAUUGACUUGAACCUGAAAGGUCCCAAAGUGAAGGGAGGUGCUGAUGUUUCUGUUCCAAAAUUAGAGGGUGACUUGAAAGGACCUGAUGUGAAUAUUAAAGGGCCAAAGUUGGAUGUUGAUGUUCCUGAUCUUGAUGUUGAAGGUCCUGAGGGAAAAUGGAAAGGACCCAAGAUAAAAAUGCCAGAUAUGCAUAUUAAGGCACCUAAAUUUUCUAUGCCUGAUGUAGACCUCAACUUGAAAGGUCCCAAAAUGAAGGGAGACAUGGAGGUUUCUGUACCAAAAAUAGAAGGUGAUGUGAAAGGGCCGGAUCUGGAACUUAAAGGGCCCAAAGUGGACAUAGAAGUUCCUGACAUUGACGUUGAAAGCCCAGAAGGAAAGCUAAAGGGUCCCAAGUUUAAGAUGCCCGACAUGCAUUUCAAAGCCCCCAAAAUCUCCAUGCCAGACUUUGAUCUCAACCUGAAAGGCCCUAAAGUGAAGGGGGAUGUGGACAUUUCUCUUCCAAAACUUGAAGGUGAUUUGAAAGGCCCAGACAUUGACAUCAAAGGCCCAAAACUGGAUGUUAAUGUUCCUGAUGUUGACCUAGAAUGUCCAGAAGCAAAGGUUAAAGGCCCCAAGUUCAAGAUGCCGGAGAUGCACUUCAAGACACCCAAAAUCUCCAUGCCCGACAUCGAUUUGAAUCUGAAAGGUCCUAAGCUGAAGGGAGACGUGGAUGUUUCUGCCCCCAAGCUAGAGGGUGACUUAAAAGGCCCAGAUAUGGAUAUCAAAGGCCCUAAAUUGGAUAUACAAGCUCCUGAUGUGGAUAUUGAGGUCCCUGAGGGGAAGUUAAGGGGCCCCAAAUUUAAGAUGCCUGAGAUGCAUUUUAAGGCUCCCAAGAUCUCCAUGCCGGACUUUGACCUGAACCUGAAAGGCCCAAAAGGAAAAGGGGAUGUCGAUGUUUCCAUUCCCAAGCUGGAAGGUGACCUGAAAGGGCCUGAGGUUACAGUAAAAGCUCCAAAAGUGGACAUAGAAGCUCCAGAUGUUGAGCUAGAAUGUCCAGAAGGAAAGCUGAAGGGUCCCAAGUUUAAGAUGCCCGACAUGCAUUUCAAAGCCCCCAAAAUCUCCAUGCCAGACUUUGAUCUCAACCUGAAAGGCCCCAAAGUGAAGGGGGAUGUGGAUGUUUCUCUUCCAAAACUUGAAGGUGAUUUGAAAGGCCCAGACAUUGACAUCAAAGGCCCAAAACUGGAUGUUGACCUUCCUGAUGUUGAGUUGGAAGGUCCUGAAGGGAAGUUGAAGGGCCCCAAGUUCAAGAUGCCGGAGAUGCACAUCAAGGCACCCAAGAUCUCCAUGCCUGACAUUGACUUGAACCUGAAAGGCCCCAAAGUGAAGGGGGAUGUGGACGUGUCUGUUCCCAAGCUGGAAGGUGACCUGAAGGGCCCUGAAAUUGACAUCAAGGGUCCCAAAGUCGAUGUUGACCUUCCUGAUGUUGAGCUGGAAGGCCCUGAAGGGAAGCUGAAGGGCCCCAAGUUCAAGAUGCCCGAGAUGCACUUCAAGGCACCCAAGAUCUCCAUGCCCGACGUUGACUUCAAUCUGAAGGGCCCCAAGCUGAAGGGGGAUGUGGACGUGUCAGGUCCCAAGCUGGAAGGUGACCUGAAGGGCCCUGAAAUUGACAUUAAAGGCCCCAAAGUCGAUGUAGACCUUCCUGAUGUUGAGCUGGAAGGCCCUGAAGGGAAGCUGAAGGGCCCCAAGUUCAAGAUGCCUGAGAUGCACUUCAAGGCACCCAAGGUCUCCAUGCCUGACGUUGACUUCAAUCUGAAGGGCCCCAAGCUGAAAGGGGAUGUGGAUGUUUCUGUCCCUAAGCUGGAGGGUGACCUGAAGGGUCCCGAGGUGGACAUCAAAGGCCCCAAAGUCGACAUUGAGGCACCCGACGUGGACAUUCACGGCCCGGAAGGAAAAUUCAAAAUGCCCAAGUUCAAAAUGCCCAAGUUUGGGAUGCCUGGCUUCAAAGCAGAGGGCCCGGAGGUGGAUGUGAACCUGCCGACAGGAAGCCUGGAUGUUUCUGGUCCAAAGGUGGACAUUGAAGGUCCAGAGCUGGACAUUGAAGGGCCAGAGGGGAAACUGAAGGGCCCCAAGUUCAAGAUGCCUGAGAUGCACAUCAAGACACCCAAGAUCUCCAUGCCUGACAUUGACUUGAACCUGAAAGGCCCCAAAGUGAAGGGGGAUGUGGACGUGUCGGGUCCCAAGCUGGAAGGUGACCUGAAGGGCCCUGAAAUUGACAUUAAAGGCCCCAAAGUCGAUGUUGACCUUCCUGAUGUUGAGCUGGAAGGCCCUGAGGGGAAGCUGAAGGGGCCCAAGUUCAAGAUGCCAGAAAUGCACAUCAAGGCACCCAAGUUCUCCAUGCCCGACGUUGACUUCAAUCUGAAGGGCCCCAAGCUGAAGGGGGAUGUGGACGUGUCGGUUCCCAAGCUCGAGGGUGAACUGAAGGGUCCCGAGUUGGACAUCAAAGGCCCCAAGGUUGACAUUGAGGCACCUGACGUGGACAUUCACGGCCCAGAAGGAAAAUUCAAAAUGCCCAAGUUCAAAAUGCCCAAGUUUGGGAUGCCGGGGCUGAAAGCAGAGGGCCCGGAGGUGGACGUGAACCUGCCGACAGGAAGCCUGGAUGUUUCUGGUCCAAAGGUGGACAUUGAAGGUCCAGAGCUGGACAUUGAAGGGCCAGAGGGAAAACUGAAGGGCCCCAAGUUCAAGAUGCCUGAGAUGCACAUCAAGGCCCCCAAGAUCUCCAUGCCCGAUGUUGACUUCAAUCUGAAAGGCCCCAAAGUGAAGGGGGAUGUGGACGUGUCGGGUCCCAAGCUGGAAGGUGACCUGAAGGGCCCUGAAAUUGACAUUAAAGGCCCCAAAGUCGAUGUUGACCUUCCUGAUGUUGAGCUGGAAGGCCCUGAGGGGAAGCUGAAGGGCCCCAAGUUCAAGAUGCCCGAGAUGCACUUCAAGGCACCCAAGAUCUCCAUGCCCGACGUUGACUUCAAUCUGAAGGGCCCCAAGCUGAAGGGGGAUGUGGACGUGUCGGUCCCUAAGCUGGAAGGUGACCUGAAGGGUCCCGAGCUGGACAUCAAGGGCCCCAAAGUCGACAUUGAAGCACCAGACGUGGACAUUCAGGGCCCAGAAGGAAAAUUCAAAAUGCCCAAGUUCAAAAUGCCCAAGUUUGGGAUGCCGGGGCUGAAAGCAGAGGGCCCGGAGGUGGAUGUGAACCUGCCGACAGGAAGCCUGGAUGUUUCUGGUCCAAAGGUGGACAUUGAAGGUCCGGAGGUGGACAUUGAAGGGCCAGAGGGAAAACUGAAGGGCCCCAAGUUCAAGAUGCCUGAGAUGCACAUCAAGGCCCCCAAGAUCUCCAUGCCCGAUGUUGACUUCAAUCUGAAGGGCCCCAAAGUGAUGGGGGAUAUGGACAUUUCUCUUCCCAAGCUGGAAGGUGACUUGAAGGGCCCUGAGGUGGACAUCAAAGGCCCCAAAGUCGAUAUUGAGGCACCCGACGUGGACAUUCACGGCCCAGAAGGUAAAAUAAAAAUGCCCAAGUUCAAAAUGCCCAAGUUUGGGUUGAAAGGAGAAGGCCCAGACGUUGAUGUAAGCGUACCUGAAGCCGAUGUUGCUAUUUCAGGUCCAAAGGUUGAUGUUACUGUUCCUGAUCUGGACAUCGAAGGACCAGAAGGAAAACUUAAGGGCCCUAAAUUUAAGAAGCCUGAUAUGCAAUUCAAUGUUCCUAAAAUCUCCAUGCCAGAUAUUGACUUAAAUUUGAAAGGCCCCAAACUGAAAGCUGACGUUGAUCCUUCUGUUCCCAAAAUAGAGGGUGAGCUGAAAAGUCCUAAACUAGACAUCAAAGGGCCAGAACUUGAGCUCGAGGGACCGAAGCUUGAUCUAGAAGGAAAGACUAAAAAAUCCAGGUUUAAACUUCCAAAAUUUGGCUUUUCUAGUCCUAAAGUGCAAAGCCCUGAUGUGGAUGUGAAACUUAAAAAACCUGACAUUGAAAUAUCUGGUCCGAAAGUUGAUGUUCAUGCUCCAGAUGUGGAUGUACAGGCAAAAUCAAAAGGGUCAAAAUUUAAAAUGCCUUUCCUGAGUAUUUCAUCACCUAAAGUUUCAAUGCCAGACGUAGAGCUAAAUCUGAAGGGGCAUAAACUAAAAGGAGAUUUAGAUGUUUCCAGCCCCAAGUUGGAAGGGGAACUGAAAGGUCCCGAGGUGGACAUCAAGGGCCCCAAAGCUGACAUUGAGGCACCUGACGUGGACAUUCAUGGGCCAGAGGGUAAACUCAAAAUGCCAAAGUUCAAAAUGCCUAAAUUUGGUGUGUCUGGGUUUAAGGCUGAGGGGCCAGAGGUGGACGUUAGCAUCCCAAAAGGAGAGCUGGAUGUUUCAGGUCCCAAGCUGGAUAUCGAAGGUGGUGGUUUGGAAAUUGAAGGGCCAGAGGGGAAGCUCAAGGGCCCCCAAUUUAAGAUGCCAGAAGUGAACAUCAAGGCACCCAAGAUCUCCAUGCCUGACAUUGACCUGAACCUGAAAGGCCCCAAAGCAAAGGCAGAUGUGGACGUCUCUCUUCCCCAGGUGGAUCUGAAGGGCUCAGAUUUGCAUCUGAAAGGACCAAAAGUGGAUGUAGAGGUUCCUGAUCUUGACAUUGAAGGUCCCAAAGGAAAACUGAAAGGCCCCAAAUUUAAAAUGCCCGAAAUGAAUAUCAAGGCUCCCAAUAUUUCCAUGCCAGACUUUGAUUUGAAUUUGAAAGGCCCCAAGUCAAAAGGAGGUGUGGAUGUCGAUCUUUCGGUGCCAAAACUGGAAGGGGACUUGAAUGUGCCGGACAUUAAUAUCAAAGGACCAAAGGUUGACAUUGAUGCUCCUGAGCUGGAUGUUGAAGGGCCAGAAGGAAAACUGAAAGGUCCCAAGUUUAAAAUGCCAGAGAUGCACAUAAAAGCUCCCAAAAUUAAAAUGCCUGAUGCUAGCUUAAAUCUCAAAGGUCCCAAGCUGAAGGGUGAUAUAGAUGUUUCUGCUCCAAAGCUAGAAGGGGAUCUGAAGGCUCCUGACAUCAAUAUCGGAGGCCCCAAGGUUGACAUCGAUGUACCAGACGUGGACAUUCAUGGCCCAGAGGGUAAACUCAAAAUGCCCAAGUUCAAAAUGCCCAAGUUUGGGAUGCCUGGCUUCAAAGCAGAGGGCCCAGAGGUGGACGUGAACCUGCCGACAGGAAGCCUGGAUGUUUCUGGUCCAAAGGUGGACAUUGAAGGUCCGGAGGUGGACAUUGAAGGUCCGGAGGGAAAAUUGAAGGGCCCCAAGUUCAAGAUGCCUGAGAUGCACAUCAAGACACCCAAGAUCUCGAUGCCUGACAUUGACUUGAACCUGAAAGGUCCGAAAGUGAAGGGGGAUGUGGACAUGUCAGUUCCCAAGCUGGAAGGUGACCUGAAGGGUCCUGAACUGGAUAUAAAAGGACCGAAAGUAGACAUAGAUGUUCCUGAUGUGGAGAUUGAAGGACCAGAAGGAAAAUUGAAAGGCCCUAAAUUGAAGAUGCCAGAGAUGCAUUUUAAGGCUCCUAAAAUUUCUAUGCCAGACUUUGAUUUGAACCUGAAAGGCCCGAAAGUGAAGGGGGAUGUGGAUGUGUCUGUGCCGUGUGUGGAAGGUGACCUGAAAGGGCCAAAAGUUGAGGUUAAAGGUCCUGAGUUCGAUGUUAGUGCCCCAGAUGUUCAAAUUGAGGGCCCAGAAGGAAAGCUGAAGGGUCCCAAGUUUAAGAUGCCCGACAUGCAUUUCAAAGCCCCCAAAAUCUCCAUGCCAGACUUUGAUCUCAACCUGAAAGGCCCUAAAGUGAAGGGGGAUGUGGAUGUUUCUCUUCCAAAACUUGAAGGUGAUUUGAAAGGCCCAGACAUUGACAUCAAAGGCCCAAAACUGGAUGUUGACCUUCCUGAUGUUGAGUUGGAAGGUCCUGAAGGGAAGUUGAAGGGCCCCAAGUUCAAGAUGCCGGAGAUGCACAUCAAGGCACCCAAGAUCUCCAUGCCUGACAUUGACUUGAACCUGAAAGGCCCCAAAGUGAAGGGGGAUGUGGACGUGUCUGUUCCCAAGCUGGAAGGUGACCUGAAGGGCCCUGAAAUUGACAUCAAGGGUCCCAAAGUCGAUGUUGACCUUCCUGAUGUUGAGCUGGAAGGCCCUGAAGGGAAGCUGAAGGGCCCCAAGUUCAAGAUGCCCGAGAUGCACUUCAAGGCACCCAAGGUCUCCAUGCCCGACGUUGACUUCAAUCUGAAGGGCCCCAAGCUGAAGGGGGAUGUGGACGUGUCGGUUCCCAAGCUCGAGGGUGAACUGAAGGGUCCCGAGUUGGACAUCAAAGGCCCCAAAGUCGACAUUGAAGCACCAGACGUGGACAUUCAGGGCCCAGAAGGAAAAUUCAAAAUGCCCAAGUUCAAAAUGCCCAAGUUUGGGAUGCCGGGGCUGAAAGCAGAGGGCCCGGAGGUGGAUGUGAACCUGCCGACAGGAAGCCUGGAUGUUUCUGGUCCAAAGGUGGACAUUGAAGGUCCGGAGGUGGACAUUGAAGGGCCAGAGGGAAAACUGAAGGGCCCCAAAUUUAAGAUGCCCGAGAUGCACAUCAAGGCACCCAAGAUCUCCAUGCCUGACAUUGACUUGAACCUGAAAGGCCCCAAAGUGAAGGGGGAUGUGGACAUGUCAGUUCCCAAGCUGGAAGGUGACCUGAAGGGCCCUGAAAUUGACAUCAAGGGUCCCAAAGUCGAUGUUGACCUUCCUGAUGUUGAGCUGGAAGGCCCUGAGGGGAAGCUGAAGGGGCCCAAGUUCAAGAUGCCCGAGAUGCACUUCAAGGCACCCAAGAUCUCCAUGCCCGACGUUGACUUCAAUCUGAAAGGCCCCAAGCUGAAGGGGGAUGUGGAUGUUUCUGUCCCUAAGCUGGAAGGUGACCUGAAGGGUCCUGAGUUGGACAUCAAAGGCCCCAAAGUAGACAUUGAAGCACCUGAUGUGGACAUUCAGGGCCCAGAAGGAAAAUUCAAAAUGCCCAAGUUCAAAAUGCCCAAGUUUGGGAUGCCCGGGCUGAAAGCAGAGGGCCCGGAGGUGGAUGUGAACCUGCCGACAGGAAGCCUGGAUGUUUCUGGUCCAAAGGUGGAUAUUGAAGGUCCAGAGCUGGACAUUGAAGGUCCAGAGGGGAAGCUGAAGGGCCCUAAGUUCAAGAUGCCCGAGAUGCACAUCAAGGCUCCCAAAAUCUCCAUGCCAGAUUUCGAUCUGAACCUGAAAGGUCCCAAAGUUAAAGGAGACGGAGACAUGUCUGUAUCAGGUGUUGAAUGUGAACUGAAAGGUCCAGAGGUCAAUAUCGGUGCUCCUAAAUUAGACAUAGGUGCCCCUGAUGUUGAUAUUGACAGCCCUGAGGGUAAAUUCAAGCUGCCUAAAUUCAAAAUGCCCAAGUUUUCCAUGCCUGGCUUUAAAGGGGAGGGAGUGGAUGUGGAUGUGAACCUCCCAAAGGGAGACAUUAACAUUUCAGGCCCCAGCAUAAAUGUAGAAUCUCCUGAUCUGAAUGUGGAUGGAAAAGUCAAAGGUCCCAAAUUUACAAUGCCUGAAAUGCACAUUAAGGCUCCCAAGGUCUCCAUCCCUGAUGUUGACUUCAACAUCAAGGGGCCUCAGCUGAAAGGAGAUGUAGAUAUUUCUGGACCCAGGCUUGAAGGUGAUUUGAAAGCACCCCAAAUUGAUGUGAAAGCCCCCCAAAUAGACAUUGAGGCUCCCGAUGUGACCAUUGAAGGGCCAGAGGGGAAACUCAAAGGCCCCAAAUUCAAGAUGCCAGAAAUGCACAUCAAGGCGCCCAAGUUCUCUAUGCCUGAGGUUGACUUUAAUCUGAAAGGCCCCAAGCUGAAGGGAGACGUGGAUAUCCCGGCACCGAAGUUGGAAGGCGAUCUGCAGUGUCCAGAUGUUGACAUUAAAGGCCCCAAGUUGAACAUUCAGGCACCUGAUGUGAACAUCGAAGGACCCGAUGGCAAACUGAAAGGGCCCAGGAUCAAGAUGCCAGAAAUGCACGUCAAGACCCCCCAGAUCUCCAUGCCAGACAUCGACUUGAACCUAAAGGGACUGAGGCUGAAAGGUGAUGCUGACCUUCAGGGCCCAAAGCUCGAGGGAGGUCUGAAGGGUCCUGAAGUUGAUAUUAAGGGCCCCAAAGUAGAUAUCGAGGGCCCAGAGGUUGAUGUUGAUGGUCUGGAGGGAAAAAUGAAGCUGCCUAAAAUGAAGCUGCCCAAGUUUGGCUUUAAAGGAGAAGGUCCUGACGUGGAUGUGAACCUGCCAAAGACAGAGGUCGAUCUUUCAGGCCCCAAGGUAGAUAUCAGUGUCCCGGAUGUGAGCAUUGAAGGUCCAGAGGGCAAACUGAAAGGUCCUAAACUGAAGAUGCCAGAAAUGCACAUGAAUGUUCCUAAAAUCUCAAUGCCUGAGAUAGACUUGAAUUUGAAAGGCCACAAAACGAAGGGAGGCUUUGACAUUUCAGCCCCAAAGAUAGAAGGUAACCUGAAAGGUCCUGAAGUAGAUAUCAAAGGCCCAGAAUUUGGAGUCAAAAGCCCUGAAGUUGACGUCGAAUGUCCUGACUUGAAUAUUGAAGGCCCAGAGGCAAAUGUCAAAUUUCCCAAGUUUAAGAAGUCAAAGUUUGGGUUUGGGAUGAAAGGCCCGAAGGCAGAAAUCAAGGUCCCGGGGGCAGAAGUGGAUUUACCUGAGGCGGAGCUGAAUGUGGAGUCGCCUGAUGUCAAUGUUGCUGGAAAGGGUAAGAAGAGCAAGUUCAAAAUGCCCAAACUUCACAUGAGUGGCCCUAAAGUUAAAGGAAAGAAAGGUGGGUUCGAUGUGAAUGUGGCUGGUGGAGAGCUCGAUGCGAAUUUGAAAUCUCCCGAUCUGGAUAUGAACGUAGCUGGUCCGGACGUGACGAUAAAAGGUGAUGCGACGGUGAAGUCCCCCAAAGGGAAGAAACCUAUGUUUGGGAAAAUCUCCUUCCCAGAUGUUGAAUUUGAUCUUAAAUCGCACAGAUUCAGAGGGGAUGCUUCUGUGGCAGUCCCAAAAAUAGAGGGGGAACUUAAAGCGCCUGAUCUAGAAGUCUCUGUGCCAACUGCCAAAGGUGACGUGAAAGGCCCAAGUCUCAAUGUGGACGUUGAAGCUUCUGACGUGAGCCUGAAGAAACCAAAGUUCAAAUUUCCCAGUGGGCAGGUGGGCGUAGGGGACUUGAAAAUUGAGGGCGACCUGAAAGGACCCGCCAUUGACAUUGCCGUUCCCUCGAUCCCAGUGCCCGAUGUCGACUUAAAUGUGAAAGGACCAAAAGUCAAAGGUGAAGUCAGCAUGCCUGGAACAGAACUGGAAGGUCCUGAAGGAAAGCUGAAAUUGCCCAAGGGGGGGAAAAUGGGUGUCGGUCUGGAAAUGCCAGAUGCAAACUUGGAUCUCUCGGUCCCAGCUGUGGAAGGAAGCGUGAGCCUCCCUUCAGCUGAUGUGAACCUCCAAGGUGUUGAUGUAAAGCUCAAAGGGCCCCAAAUCUCUGGACCCGAUUUUGAUGGAAGCCUGAAAGGACCAAAAAUAAAGGGAGAUCUGGAUGUUUCGAGUUCUGUGGAAGGGCCAAAUGUCAGCCUGGAUGCGCCAGGUGUUGACAUCGGAGGCUUGGGAGGAAAGCUGAAGCUGCCAAAGUUUAAAUCCCCCGCUCUGGGGGCACCUGACCUGACCGUGAAAGGAGGCGUCGACUGCUCCGUCCCACAAAUGGAGGUGGAUGCAAAAGCCCCGGAUGCGAAUCUCAGUCUCGGCAUCCCAGGCCUUGAUAUCAAAGGGCCCUCAGUGGACGUUUCUGCCCCGGAUUUGGAUGUAAACCUGAGAGGACCAAAGCUGAAAGGAGAUCUUGACACUUCUGCUGGCAUUAAAUCCCCCAAAGCAGCAGCAGACACGUCUGAUGUCGGCUUUGAAAUUCUGGGUGGCACGAUCAAGCUCCCGUCCCUCAAGCUCCCCCAGUUUGGUAUUUCCAGUCCUGGUGUGGAUGGAAGUGAUGUAGGCGUCAGUCUUGAAGGUCCCCAAGUGAAAGGAGGCCUGAAGGGUUCAGGGGCUGGUGUUGGGUUGGAAGGACCUGACGUGGAAUUGAAAGGGCCGAAAUUUCAAAUGCAGUCACCCAGUGUUUCCUUGCCGGACGUUGACCUGAAGCUGAAAGGACCAAACCUACGGGGCGGUGUAGAUGUUGCCGGUGAAAUCAAAGGUCCAAAAGUCAGCGUAGAAGCACCUCGUGUUGAUAUUAAGGAGCCUGGAGCGGGCAUCCACCUCGACGCUCCUGCCUUGGACGCAUCUGCGCUGAAAGUUUGCGGGUCAGGUUUUAACAUCAACGUAAAAGGGCCGAAGAUCAAAGGUGGUGCCACCAUUUCUGGAGAGCCGGCAGCACCAGCUGUGAGUGCCGGUGGGGGAGCUUUUCACAUUACUGGCCCGAAGGUAGGAAUCGGAGCUCCCAGCGUCACCACGAGUGUCCUGCAAGGUAGCCCAGAAAGCAGCCUGGGAAAAGUAUCAUUCCCCAAGCUGCGAAUGCCUAAAUUCGUGUUUUCAGACCCUGAGGUAAAGGGCAGAGAGAUGGGAGUCGAUGUCGAGUUCCCCGGGGCGGAUGCUAACCUCCAGGCUGGCGCUGCAGAGCUCGAGUUGGAGGACGCGGAUGCCAGACUAAAGAAAUCCAAAAUCAAAAUGCCCAAGUUCAAUUUUUCCAAGCAGAAGGGAAAAAGCAGCGGCGCCCUGGGCUCCCCGGAGGUUUCCGGGUCCGUUUCGGGAUCGAAAGGUGACCUGAAGAGCUCCAAGGUCAGCUUGGGGUCCGCAGAAGGCGAGCUCGAUGGGGGAGAGGGUCCAUCGGCGAAAGGGAAGUUCUCCCUCUUUAAAAGCAAGAAGACGCGUCACCGGUCGUCAUCCUUCAGCGAUGAGCGCUCUUCCCACUCGACGCCCACAGGAACCCUGGAGCUGGACAUCGGCUCGGGUGCCGACAAGGGGAAACAGGGCAAAAUGAAAUUCGGGACGUUUGGGGGGAUCGGCUCAAAAACUAAAGGUUCUUACGAGGUGACGGGAAGCGACGAGGAGCUGGGGAAAGCGCAGGGCAGCGGGGUAUCGCUAGCAUCCAAAAAAUCCCGCUUGUCUUCCUCCUCCAGCAACGACAGCGGGACAAAGGGCGGCUUCCGCAUGCCCGGGGUGGAGCUGACGGUGGCCAAGAAGAAAGAGUAGGGCGGCUGUACAUAGGUGCCUGUGUAUAUAGGUAGCCCUUCCCGGGUUUGUAUAUACAUUUUGUAGCUUGGGCUACUUCCAACCUCAGCAAGCAAGCGAGCGGGGUCCGGUGGGAAGCGUCGCGGUGGGCGCCAAGGGGGGGGCGGGUUGCGGCGGGUCCACAGUUGGGUCCGGCCACGUGGAAGCUUCUCCGCGCUUGAGACGGCAGCUUGUGCAUGAAAUGCUGAGAGCUUAAGUUUACUAGCAAGCUAUUUUUGAUAUUUUUUUUUUUUCCCCAUUUUACUGAAUAUUUUCAGUGUUUGGUUCGUGGAAACGAGGUUUGGUUUUGUUGUUUCUUUUUUUUCCCCUCCAUCUUAACAGUCUUUUUUUGGCUUUUAGUUGUGGGGCUGAAACUUCUGUCAGACAAAUAGAUCUAUUAAAAAAAAAAAACCAAACAAAAAAAACAAACAAACAACAAACCACCACCCUGUAAAACGCAGCUGUAACCGAGACGCGUCCAUUGAACUCCUGCUACGGGGUUGGAAAAAAUAAUCCGAGUGUUUCCCGUGGUUUGGUUGCGUAAGGGCAUGAUAUCAAAUAACCUCCGGCGGUGUGCGGCGGGAGGGAAAGGACGGUUAACGAGCAAGUAGCCGGCCCGUUUGUGCAGGAAAUGUCUCGAAAGGUUUUGCGUAUUGCCACUAAGUGACCGAGCUUGAUUUUAUUUUAUUUUUUUUAUUUUUAUUCAUGUGUUCUUUGUUGCCUCUACACAUUUGUUACAUUAUUUGUAUUAUAAGAGAAAAGAAAAAAAAAAAUUUGUCUCAGUUGCGGCCUGAAACCUCGCAAUGGCCGCUUUUCCGGCGUUUGGUAUAAUUUUUGUUAACGAGUAUAUCUUGUGUUUCAAAAAAAAAAAAAACAACCAGCAAACCAAAAAAAAAAAAAAAAAGCAAAACCCCUUUCAGCACUUUAAUGGCAAAUUAACUGAGAAUGUAAGAAGAAUGAUCUUGUAAAAUGCAAAUAAAAAGUUUAUUAACCGUGA
Aquila chrysaetos chrysaetos is the source of this 19225-nucleotide messenger RNA. RefSeq names its product neuroblast differentiation-associated protein AHNAK. Bases 229 to 18210 code for a protein of 5993 amino acids. Gene Ontology annotation, biological process: regulation of RNA splicing. The transcript is spliced from 5 exons. The record is from RefSeq and is a predicted model, not a curated record. Gene Ontology annotation, molecular function: protein binding. Gene Ontology annotation, cellular component: costamere; cytoplasm; nucleus. Lineage: Eukaryota; Metazoa; Chordata; Aves; Accipitriformes; Accipitridae.